UGAAAUAAAGACUCAUUCGGACGAGAGUUGUCAGUUGUCAGUCCAGUUCAGCUUCUACCAGGAGACUAAUUCGUGGAGAUUUUUUCAUUACUUUCCUUCUACAUACACACUUGUUAUUAGAAAUGGGAUUUCUCCUCACCAAGAUGAUGACCGUAUUUGGUAACAGAGAGCACAAAGUUAUUAUCGUUGGUCUGGACAACGCAGGCAAGACAACCAUCCUUUACCAAUUUGUGACAAAGGAAGCGGUUCACACGUCGCCAACGGUGGGCAGCAAUGUGGAGGAGAUAACGAUGAAGAACACACACUUUUUAGUGUGGGACAUUGGAGGCCAGACGAACCUUCGUAGCACUUGGUACUCCUACUACUCCAACGCUGAGAUUGUCAUCCUGGUGGUGGACAGCACGGACGCAGAGCGACUCAUACUCACCAAAGACGAGCUGCACCGAAUGCUCGCGCACGAGGACUUGCAGAGCGCUGCAAUUCUGGUUCUGGCCAACAAACAGGACGUGAAAGGCUCCAUGACGGUGACCGAGAUCUCGCGGCACCUCACGUUGGACGCCAUCACAACGCACAACUGGCACGUGCAGGCUUGCUGCGGUCUGACCGGCGAGGGACUCAAUGCCUGUCUGGACUGGAUGCAGUCGCAGGUGCUCGCCUCCUGAAGAUCCUGCCGGUUCUUAAUCAAAGGUUACAUCAGGAUUGCGUAACACUGAACAUUUCCUGCGACACUGUCUACCUCAGCUGAAUACGAUCGGCAUCCAAAAAAGGUGCGCCUCAUUCACGUCAGCGUAAAUUGAGAUUAUUCACCAUGUAAUUAUUUGUACAUGAAAGACUUGAUUGUUCUUUAUGCUCGACUUGAAGCAAGACUGAAAGUAUAGUCGUUUGGUUUUACUGUCUACUUUGUGCUGGGAGAGAAGCCAAGUAAUUUUGUACAUACAGUAUUUCUUGGAUUGUAUGCAAUAGAUUUCUAUUUUUUUUUAAGUAAAAUUAUUUGAAUGGAAAUCAGCAGGAAUUACUGGGAAUUAACUAAACUGGGUAUUUGUAAUGUUGGUGAUUAAUUUAUUUUUUGAAAUGAAAACAAUAGUCCAGCAAUAUAAUUUAAAGAUGGUUUAUAUCAGAGAAUAUUUUUACGCAAUUAUUUAUGAUACUGUAUAUAUUUAUUUAUAAACUGCAAUUUCUGAAGGAAUUCACCCAAUUUUAUAAUUAAAAAAAAUGUACUCUUUUGACCAUGUAGUUUAUAUAAUACAAUUAUGUUUUGACUUAAUAAUUGUAUUUUCCCAAAUAUAGAAAGCUUAUUUUCUCGCUGGUUGGUAUGAAAUGUCAGCCAUGUUGUAGCAUUACAUUACAGAGGAAAAAAAACACAUUGUGGAUCAUUAUCUGCGUGGUUUCCUUUUUCCGAACGUUUUCAAGGGUUUUUGACUUCACAUGUGCUGUGAUAAAUAAAUAUCUGAGUUUGUA
Messenger RNA from Syngnathus acus (greater pipefish), 1458 nucleotides. It is a transcript of the gene arl5c, whose product is annotated as ADP-ribosylation factor-like 5C. The record is from RefSeq and is a predicted model, not a curated record. Gene Ontology annotation, biological process: vesicle-mediated transport; intracellular protein transport; protein localization to Golgi membrane. Gene Ontology annotation, cellular component: cytoplasm; trans-Golgi network. The transcript has 6 exons. Gene Ontology annotation, molecular function: GTP binding; GTPase activity. The coding region runs from base 123 to 662 and encodes 179 amino acids. Lineage: Eukaryota; Metazoa; Chordata; Actinopteri; Syngnathiformes; Syngnathidae.